Messenger RNA from Caenorhabditis briggsae, 381 nucleotides. The transcript has 2 exons. The coding region runs from base 1 to 381 and encodes 126 amino acids. NCBI's taxonomy places the organism in Eukaryota, Metazoa, Nematoda, Chromadorea, Rhabditida, Rhabditidae. The record is from RefSeq and is a predicted model, not a curated record.
AUGAUUCGUCCCAUCCUCAUCAUUUCCCUCUUCACUGUUCCCAUCAUCGCCCUCUCUUGCUACGGCUAUAAUGAUUAUCAAGAAAUCGUCGAGACCCUCCACCAUCGCACGGCCUGCACGGCCGUUUAUGAGGUCUCCGAUGGCACCGGAGCUUUCGGAGGUAUUCAAAGACAUCCGUCUCGCAUCCGAAAUAUUGCUAAUUCAACGACGAGCGACGAUUGCAUUCGCCAGACAGUCAACGACAAUCUCGGCCUGCCUUCGUCAGAGAUGUAUUUCUGUUAUUGCUACACAGAAAUGUGUAACUACCCAUUUACUUGGGAAGAGUUCCAGCGUCGCGGCUUUACAUUGAAGCCACAGUAUGCCAGUGGAUCGAAGGAAUAA